AUGUCCCUGUGUAUUCCCCAGCAGAUGGUGAGGGAGCAGAAUGUCACCACCACCCAGGACAGCAGUGUCCCUGCCCCGGUCCCUGACUCCAUCCAUAAGAUCGGGAUCUACGGUUGGAGGAAGCGCUGCCUCUACCUGUUUGUCCUGCUGCUCAUCAUCAUCCUCACCGUGAACUUUGCCCUCACCAUAUGGAUCCUCCAGAUCAUGUGGUUUAACACAGUAUGUGGGGUCAUUGACAUCGCUCUCCAAAGACCACUUAGCUCUAGUUCAUUAAUAACACAUGCUGCCUGACCUUUACAGUAGACUACAUACAGAUUGUUGGGUGCUUGUAUGGACAAAACGUCAUAUAAUCUUUCCUGCAUCAAUGAAAAUGUGAGAUGUUUGUUAAUGAGACCUUGUCCACAUUCUGAUUGUGCCCACAUUUUAGACAGGUGUAGACAAUCAAAGGACACAUUGUGAUCUGAUUGUGAUCAGAUCAUCCUGCCCACCUCCUUAGGUAGUCAGACAUGCAUUGUGUCUGGAUAUCUUACAAGUGUAGACAGAUCUGGACAGAGAAACCAUUAAAAUCAUCAUUGUUCCACCCUCUAAAAUCCUUGACAGGUGGCACCAUUAACUGAUUACAUCAAUAUGUAUCUUACAAUAAAUACAUAUUAUUUUACAAGAAUAGCUGUGAAAUAAUUUACAUAUAGGAAGAGACCAGGAAAUCUGGUCACAAUGCAGACGGAUAACAGACACAUUUUAAUACCAUGUGUAGACACAUUUCUGGAAAUGUGGGCACAAUCAGAAAGUAGACAAGAUCAGGACAAAGGACUCAUGUUAGCACCAGGUAUAAACGGGGCUUAGGAGUAACUGAAACAACACAACGCACCCUGGGAAUAUAGUGACUGCAUUGGCAGAGAAAACACAUCGAUCUCUGCUGCUUUAGUUUGAGUUUACCCUCAGUCCUGGAGGGUAUAGCCACAUGUCUCUUAUCCUUGGCAUCCAAUGGCUGCCUGGUUGGAUGAAUCAAAUCCAAUAUUUGCCCUCUAGCAAGGUAAGCUUAGUUAUAUACACUUUUCAUGAUUCCUCCAUCCUUUUGGAAUAUAGCCUGAGAGAAGUAGUUAUUAGAUGGAAUUUAAAUCAGAGAUUCUGCUUUUGUUUCACGGCCCCGUGUAGCUCAGUUGGUAGAGCAUGGCGCUUGCAACGCCAGGGUUGUGGGUUCGUUUCCCACGGGGGGCCAGUAUGAAAAAAAUGUAUGCACUCACUUAACUGUAAGCCGCUCUGGAUAAGAAUGUCUGCUAAAUGACUAAAAUCUAAAUGUAAAUACUAUUGGAUCAUUAUCAGUCACUAUUGCCUGGGGUGCUAUGAAUCAUAUAUUCACUGCAGUGUGGUUAACUCCCAACACUGUACCCAGCAGAGACCAUCACCUAAAAAGAUUCACUCACCCUCCAGAAUUAGAAACAACACAUGAUGUCACAAAAAUCCUUGGGGACACUAUGGUUAUGGUUAGUGAGUUAAUUUCUUGUAGGAUACCCUGUGCAAUGCCUUUUCUCUGAUGCAUUGCUGAGAAAAUUAUUUCUGCUUGUCAUUUCAGGAAGGGAUGGGACAUCUAAAAGUAACAUCGGACGGAGUGAGGCUUGAGGACGGCGAGUCAGAGUUCCUCUUUCCUCUCUACGCCCAAGAGAUCCUCUCCAGAGAGGUAAGCAAACAGGCUCCUCUUCCUUCUUCUCUUCCUCAUCCUCCUCCUCCUCCUCAAACACCCACACCCAGUCCAAUAGGUUUGUGUGGAAUAAAGUGGUAUGGCUUACCAAGCUCUGACUCACUGUCAGGAAACCAUAGAAAUCAAAGUUUGUUGAGCGGUUCCUGUUAAGAACGCUGGGCAAUUACAUCAAAACAACUUUCCUGAGGUAUAGUCAUUAAAUACUGUUUAUUUUGAUAUCACUCUCUUGCAUAGUUGGGAAAUGUGUCUUACUCAAUAAGCUUUGGCAGUCCCUGUGGAUGCACAGUGCAGCGAGUUCCUUAUUAACCUCCUGAAUAUUUGUGGUGGAAAACAGUUGAUGGUGUGCAAUCCAGCAGCAGAUGGUAACACUUUGCAGCAGUUGUUUACAUGUUAUGGUUUUUCCUCAUUGUGCUUUGUGUCCCCUCACUCUAUCUUUAUGAGCUUCAUUAAAAGGGCAAUGUAUUCACCAUUUAUAGACUGACACAUUCAUCACUGAAGUCAACAGUUUCUAAUGAGAUUCAGUGUUCAUUAUACACAACCUGCUUUUCACGAGUCGGCCAAAUAGGCUACAUCUCUUUAGCCCAUUGUAACUAAAUCAUGUUUUCUGGAAGGUAAGAGUGAUGACCAGGUACUUGAACCUGUGAGCAUAACGAUACAUUUUGUAGCAUUUAUUGGCAAUGCAUCAUUUUGGAUUGUGCCCCAUGUUCAAUUACAGUCCUGUCCAGUGAUAUCUGAUAAUGACGUGCACAGGGUGCUCAUUGUGUCACGUCUCCUCCUGUUGCUCCCCUCCGGCACUCUGAUUCGCCGGUCUACUGAGCCACCGGUCUGAGCUCAACACCUCGGCAACACCGGAAUGGAAAUCCAACGCACCCUAAUCACCUCCAGCGAACCUGCACCUCAUCAUCUCAUCACCACCCCUGUUUAGCCCUGGACUGUUCUGGAUGAUGUUGUGUGUGAUUGUUAAGCUUUGUGUAGUUUAUUCUAUGUUUGUUAUUUCUCUUUCUCAUUGUUAAGUAAACCUUGACCUUGUUAAUUCCUGCGUCCUGCCUCUUCGUAUACUCAGUACUCGUCACACAUUGAUGAUCCAAGAGUUUUUGUUUUCCAGGACUCCUCUCUCCUGGUGCACUCAUCUGAAAACGUCACCCUCAAUGCCCGCAAUGAAAAUAAUGAUGUCACAGGAAGUCUAUCCGUAGGUAAGAGGACAGAAAACACACACUUGCACACAAACAGCAUGCUGGCAAUGUUCAUAAAUUGCACUAUUCUACUGAUAUAUGGAGACUUCAGAAAUGUCAUUCAUGGACUUGUCCUGCAGCUGUACUGUAUGUAAUACAACAUUAGCAAUGUUAAAACCCCAUUUAAUCAAAACACAGCUUUCUAUCAUCAGUACCAGAAUGGGCUAUCUGUUACACCAAGGCCCUCAGGCCUACAGAGACGACUAUUUGUGCACCUUUUUAUAGCUGUCCAGCGGGGUUCGUUGAGGAGUGUGCCAUAAUUAGAAGGGUAACAAACGACUAAACGAAUUACGGUGUUUCACGAGGCUGUUAUGUAUUCUUGGUUGUUAUGCCAUAAAAGGCAUUGACCUAUCUAUGUGACUCUCUGAAGGAAGUUUAAGGCUUUUAAAGACCAGUUAUUUGGUCUAUUCCCCCUCAGACGUAAGUAGUUUGGAAAGAACAUCUUGUUCUGUUCUUCUAAAGAAGAUGGCAUUGAAGUGUAUUAAAUAUCUCACUUCCCAGAGGCAGUUUUACAGUAGGUAUACCUGCACCCUGGCUUUAUUUCCUAUUAGAGGUGACAAAGUGGAAAAAUUCAUCCAAAUGUUAAAGCUGCGUGCAUUGUUUACAUGUUUUAGUGAUACAGCAUAUGAUAUCUCAAUUAUGCUAAGCCUAUGUCUCCUAGUCCCACUGCUUUGACUGCUUCUGGUUUCUAAUAAUUCUCCCUGGUGUCAUUUCAGGUCCAGAUGUGGCCCAGGGAAAUGCACAGAAUUUUGUCAUCAGCUCCAACACCAAGAUGCUGUUUUCUGCCGACGACAAAGAGGUGGUUGUUGGGACAGACAAGCUCCGAGUCACAGGUACAAUCAUGUCUGCAGUUUCAGUGUCACACCACUUAGCCAUACAUGUGUAUACAGCAUUCCAGAUAGGACCUACAGUGCAUUCGGCAAGUAUUCAGACCCCUUGACUUUUUUCCACGUUUUGUUACGUUACAGCCUUAUUCUAAAAUUGAUUCAAUAGUUUUUUCUCCUGCUCAAUCUACACACAAUACCCCAUAAUGACAAAGCAUAAACAGGUUUUUAGAAAUAUCUGCAAAAAUAAAAAACGGAAAUAUCACAUUUACAUAAGUAUUCAGAGCCUCUCCUCAGUACUUUGUUGAAGCACCUUUGGCAGCAAUUACAGCCUCGAGUCUUCUUGGAUAUGACGCUACAAGCAAGGACAUUCAGAGACUUGUCCCGAAGCCACUUCUGCGUUGUCUUGGCUGUGUGCUUAGGGUCGUUGUCCUGUUGGAAGGUGAACCUUUGCCCCAGUCUGAGGUCCUGAGCACUCUGGAGAAAGUUUUCAUCAAGGAUCUCUCUGUACUUUGCUCCGUUCAUCUUUCCCUCGAUCCUGACUAGUCUCACAGUCCCUGCCACUGAAAAACAUCCCCACAGCAUGAUGCUGCCACCACCAUGCUUCACCGUAGGGAUGGUGCCAGGUUUCCUCUAGACGUGACGCUUGGCUUUCAGGCCAAAGAGUUCAAUCUUGGUUUCAUCAGACCAGAGAAUGUUGUUUCUCAUGGUCUGAGUCCUUUAGGUGCCUUUUGGCAAACUCCAAGCGGGUUGUCAUGUGCCUUUUACUGAGGAGUGGCUUCUGUCUGGUCACUCUACCAUAAAGGCCUGAUUGGUGAAGUGCUGCAAAGAUGGUUGUCCUUCUGGAAAGUUCUCCCAUCUCCAAAGAGGAACUCUGGAGAUCUGUCAGAGUGAGCAUUGGGUUCUUGGUCACAUUCCUGACCAAGGCCAUUCUCCCCCGAUUGCUCAGUUUGGCCGGGCGGCCAGCGCUAGGAAGAGUCUUGGUGGUUCCAAGUUUCUUCUAUUUAAGAAUGAUGGAGGCCACUGUGUUCUUGGGGACCUUCAAUGCUGCAGAAAUGUUUUGGUACCUUUCCCCAGAUCUGUGCCUCGACACAAUCCUGUCUCGGAGCUCUACGGACAAUUCCUUCGACCUCAUGGCUUGGUUUUUGACAUGCGCUGUCAACUGUGGGACCAUAUAUAGACAGGUGUGUGUGUGUGUGUGUGUGUGUGUGUGUGUGCCUUUCCAAAUCAUGUCUAAUCAAUGGAAUUUACCACAGGUGGACUCCAAGUUGUAGAAACAUCUCAAGGAUGAUCAAUGGAAACAGGAUGCACCUGAGUUCUACUGCGAGUCUCAUAGCAAAGGGUCUGAAUACUUAUGUAAAUACGUUUUUUUUUGUUUUUAACACAUUUGCAAAAAUGUCUAAACCUGUUUUCGCUUUGUCAUUAUGGGGUAUUGUGUGUAGAUUGAUAAAGAUUUUAUAUUUAUUUAAUCCAUUUUACAAUAAGGCUGUAACGUAACAAAGUGGAAAAAGUGAAGGGGUCUGAAUACUUUCCGAAUGCACUUUACAAACAUUGUUUUCAUUAAUCUUCUUGUAAUUUUAAAGGAAUGAGAGCAAUGUGCUGAAUCACUGAGGUUUUUUCUUACAUAUUAAAGUCAUUACUUUUUAUUUGACAUCAUAAUUACUGGACUGGAUCAGUUUGACUUUUUCAGAAAAGUUGUUCUUGAAAAGGUAUUGAAAGUCAGAAGCUCAUUCAUCUGAAAUUACAGGAAAGGUGACAAACACUGCUUUUUAAUUGAAGUUUAUUUAUAAUUAAAGUAUAUUUAUAAUGUAAAUUGAAGCUAACUAAUGCUGUAUGCUCAAGUUGCCUAUUUUCCUUAAAUAUCUUAGUUGUGUCCAGUUUUAGAAUUGAUGAGAGGUCAGUGCCCUCAUGCUGUGUAGGGGUAAUUAGCUGAAGAGAGUGCCCGUUGAUAGCUUCAUUAUAUCUCGGUCAUCUGGAGCCUGACGGACCGCUGGACGGUGACGGUCAUUUCACUUUAGCAAGACACUGAAGCUCUAUAAUGCAACAGCAGAAAUCCUGAGCAGAAGUUAACACAACCUUGGCCAGAAAACCAUGCACCAACAGAACAAAGCUAAAGAUGUGUAUACUGUUGAAAUAGCACUCUAAGACCUAGUGAGGCUCUAUAGUGUGAUGUCUAGUGAGUAGCUUUGCAUGCUAUGGUAACAUACGAUUGGCAAAAGUUGAUGGUAUUGAAGAUGUAAUUAGAUGGCCAAGGGAGCUGUCAUCCACAGUGAUUAAAGCACUGCAAACAUUCCCUCUUUCCUUCAAGCCAGGUGGUGGGAGGUGACUCUGAGCCUGUGCAUAUGUCAUCCUCUCACUAACACCAGUUGACAAGCAACUAGGGAAACUAUUAAAUAAUAAUAAAUAAUAUGCCAUUUAGCAGACGCUUUUAUCCAAAGCGACUUACAGUCAUGCGUGCAUACAUUUUUGUGUAUGGGUGGUCCCGGGGAUCGAACCCACUACCUUUGCGUUUCAAGCGCCGUGCUCUACCAGCUGAGCUACAGAGGACCACAUUGACUGCCAAGAACUGUAGAACCACUCACAGUACAUAGCAUAAUUAAAUAGAACACUAUUUAAUGACUGUAAGUCACUUUGGAAAAAGCGUCUGCUAAAUGGCAUAUGAUAUUAUAUUACAAUAUGUAUCUCCAAUGAUGUUUCAUUGUAAUUGACUAUCAACUUAAUGAGGAGCACCUUGUGUGUUGGUUUUUAUUUAGGUCCAGAAGGUGCCCUGUUUGAACACUCUGUAGAGACGCCCCUGAUCAAAGCUGAGCCCUUCAAAGACUUGAGGUAGAUGUUGGAUCUAAUAAUCACUGACCUCUUGGAAGAGGCCGAUAUGAAAUAUUAACUCAUAAUUUCAUGCAACUUGUUUCAUCACAGUCAGUCAUAUGUGGAACUGAUCAAACUGAUGUUCUCCUGUGUGUUUCAGGCUGGAGUCUCCAACCCGCUCUCUCAGCAUGGAUGCACCAAAGGGAGUCUUUGUCAAGGCACUGGCCGGGAACAUCGACGCGGCAUCUAACAUGGAUGUUCUAUUGCACUCCAGUGAAGGACUGGUGAGGCAAUGUGUGAUUUACUUGCUAUUGACUGACAGUACUGUACUUACAUUUUACACUACAUGUGACAGAGACAUGUACAUUGGAUGCAGAUGCUAAGCUACAGGACUGUUUUGCUAGCACAGACUGGAACAUGUUCCGGGAUUCUUCAGAUAGCAUUGAGGAGUACACCACAUCAGUCACUGGCUUCAUCAAUAAGUGCAUCGACGACGUCGUGUCCAAAAUAGUCCAAGCACAACAUCACUAUUAAUCAUAAAACACGUCAAGUUUAUUUGAAAAUUCUAAAGAAAAAGAACACACAAACACACAAUGCCUCAGUGAUUAACAGAACUGUUUCACAGAUCACAGAACUAUAUCAGGGUGUCAUUUCUCAGGCAGAAAUGUAGAUAAAAAUAAUGAAAUCCUGUUCCCCAAACAAGUGCAAGAACCAUAGAGUCAAGAAUAGGUUAAAUAUACAAAUAAAAUAAAAUCAAUUAAAAACAAUAGCACAUCAACAUAAAAACAUAUAAACAUAAAUCUGAAAGCGUUGCUCAAACUCCCGUAACAGUCCCGUUAUUUUAUCUUUGAACCGCUUCAUGUCUGCCACAUGUUGGGUCGCGCACACAUUUUUCAGACAGGGGAAGUGAGCUGCAUCACCACCGGCAAGUUGCGUCUCCCACAAUGACAGCUUCAACUUGAAAGAACGUAUGCUGUCAUAAUACUGCGUGACAACUUUGUUGCGCCCUUGCAGCUGUUUGUUCAAGUUAUUCAGGUGCUCUGUAACAUCCACCAUAAAUGCAAGGUCCGGCAUCCAUUCUGCGGAAUGAAAUUCUAACACUGGUUUGCCCUUUUCUUCCAUGAACUGUUCAAUUUCUUCUCGUAAAUCAAAGAAACGCCUCAGCACAGCACCUCGGCUUAACCAUCUUACCUCAGUGUGGUAUGGCAGGCCAUAGAUGUGGUCUUUCUCUCUGAGAAGGCUGUCAAACUGACGGUGAUUCAGGCUUCUGGAUCGGAUGAAAUUAACAGUUUGGAUGACCACCUUCAUGACGUUAUCCAUCUUUAAUGACUUGCAACACAAAGCCUCCUGGUGCAAAAUACAGUGAAAAGUCAAAAAAUCACGUCCUCCAUUUGCAGAUUGCACUUUCUCUCUGAACUUUGUCACAAUGCCUGCUUUUUUCCCGAUCAUUGAGGGUGCACCAUCUGUAGCCAGGCUGACAGCGCGGGACCAGUCCACUCCGACCCUGUCCAGCGCGCCGACGAGUGCGGUAAAAAUAUCAGCUGCUGUCGUUGUAUCUGUCAUCGGCACCAACUCCACGAACUCCUCGGUGACGGUCAAUGUGUCAUCAACUCCGCGGAUGAAAAUGGCCAGUUGUGCAACAUCUGUAAUGUCCGUGCUUUCAUCAAUUGCAACCGAAAACGCAAUAAAUGACUUUACUUUUUGCUUCAACUGGCUGUCCAAAUCCACUGAAAGAUCGGAAAUCCUGUCUGCAACUGUGUUUCUUGUCAGGCUGAUAUUUGCAAAAGCCUGCCGCUUUUCAGGGCACACAAUCUCCGCUGCCUUCAUCAUGCAUGUUUUUACAAAUUCACCCUCACUAAAUGGUUUUGAAGCCACUGCGAUUUCAUUAGCAAUGAGGUAGCUAGCUUUCACUGCAGCGUCACUGAUGUCUCGGCUGUGAGUAAACACAGACUGCUGUUUCUUCAGACCCGCCAACAGUUCAUUCACCUUCUCUCAUCUCCGCUGUCCUUGAAAGUUGUCAUAUUUGUCGGCAUGAAGACUCACAUAGUGGCGACGAAGGUUAUAUUCUUUCAGCACUGCAACAUGCUCUGAACACACCAAACAUACAGCUUUCCCAUUCAAUUCAGUGAAUAAAUAGGAUGACCAUUUUUCUUGGAACACUCUGCACUCUGCGUCCACUUUUCUCUUUUUUGACAGAGACAUAUUGGGGAAAUGAGGGUGCCAAAGCACAUAAUGUUAAAAGUAGAAGCCGUAAUAAAUAUCGCGGGCAAAACAAAGUAGCUCAUUGGCUGCACGUGCUUGACCUACUUGCUCUGCCCCGGUAUAAACAGUUUGCUUGCUUAACACAAUUGCUAUUGCGCCAUCCAGUGGACGCAAUUGGAACAGCAGUUUAUUUUAUUGAAAAAUUGCAGCGCAUUUUUAUACUUUACAAAAUUAGUAUUAUAAAUUGUUUUUUUUUUUUUUUUUUUAUCAUCUCCCGGACUGGAUUAAACCCGUUUGCGGGCCUGAUCUGGCCCGCGGGCCGGACGUUUGACACCCCUGCCCUAGACCCACUCCAAUUUGCAUACCGCCCUAACAGAUCCACAGAUGAUGCAAUCUCUAAUACACUGCUCUUUCCCACCUGGACAAGAGGAACACCUACGUGAGAAUGCUAUUCAUUGACUACAGCUCAGCGUUCAACACCAUAGUGCCCUCAAAGCUCAUCACUAAGCUAAGGAUCCUGGGACUAAACACCUCCCUCUGCAACUGGAACCUGGACUUCCUGACGGGCCGCCCCCAGGUGGUAAGGGUAGGUAACAACACAUCUGCCACACUGAUCCUCAACACGGGGGACCCUCAGGGGUGCGCUCAGUCCCCUCCUGUACUCCCUGUUCAUUCAUGACUGCAUGGCCAGGCACGAUUCUAACACCAUCAUUAAGUUUGCCGAUGACACAACAGUGGUAGGUCUGAUCACCGACAACGAUGAGACAGCCUAUAGGGGGGAGGUCAGAGACCUGCCCAUGUGGUGCCAGGACAACAACCUCUCCCUCAACUUGACCAAGACAAAGGAGAUGAUUGUGGACUACAGGAAAAAAAAGAGGACUGAGCACGCCCCCAUUCUCAUCGACGGGGCUGUAGUGGAACAGGUUGAGAGCUUCAAGUUCCUUGGUGUCCACAUCACCAACGAACUAUCAUGGUCCAAACACACCAAGACAGUCGUGAAGAGGGCUAGACAAAGCCUAUUCCCCCUCAGGAGACUGAAAAGAUUUGGCAUGGGUCCUCAGAUCCAAAAAAAAUUAUACAGCUGCACCAUCGAGAGCAUCCUGACUGGUUGCAUCACCGCCUGGUAUGGCAACUGCUCGGCCUCCGUCCGCAAGGCACUACAGAGGGUAGUGCGUACAGCCCAGUACAUCACUGGGGCCAAGCUUCCUGCCAUCCAGGACCUCUAUACCAGGCGGUGUCAGAGGAAGGCCCUCAAAAUUGUCAAAGACUCCAGCCACCCUAGUCAUAGACUGUUCUCUCUGCUACCGCAUGGCAAGCGGUACCGGAGUGCCAAGUCUAGGUCCAAAAGACUUCUCAACAGCUUCUACCCCCAAGCCAUAAGACUCCUGAACAGCUAAUCAUGGCUACCCAAACUAUUUGCACUGCCCCCCCACCCCCACCCCAUCUAUUUAUGUAUAGUCACUUUAACUCUACCCACGUACAUAUUACCUCAACUAGCCGGUGCCCCCGCAUAUUGAUUCUGCACCGGUACCCCCGCACAUUGACUCUGCACCGGUACCCCCCUGUAUAUAUAGCCUCCCUACUGUUAUUUUAUUUUACACUUUUUUGUUGUCGUUUUAUUUUACUUUUUUUAUUAAAAAGUACAUGCAUUGUUGGGUAAGGGCUGUAAGUAAGCAUUUCACUGUAAUGUCUACACCUGUUGUAUUCGGCGCAUGUGGCCAAUAAAAAUUUAUUUGACUUACUCACUGGCCUUUAUUUAUAAAUAGCAGUGAUGCUGUCCCCUAGUGGCAUGUAAAUGUAUGUAUUUCAGCAGUGGUGUGUUCUGCAUCUGACCCCGCCCUUUGUGUGUUGUCUGUGUAGGUGAUUCUGGAUGCCGAGACGGUGCGUCUGCCUAGUCUCCCCCUGGGACAUGGAGGGGUGUCUGGAAAUGCUCAGGGACUCUACGAAGUGUGUGUCUGUCCCAGCGGAAAGCUGUUCCUGUCCAAGGCUGGGGUCACCUCUACGUGCAGCAAAAGCCAAGAGUGCUAG
Coregonus sp. 'balchen' is the source of this 10790-nucleotide messenger RNA. The record is from the annotation of a GenBank genome assembly. NCBI's taxonomy places the organism in Eukaryota, Metazoa, Chordata, Actinopteri, Salmoniformes, Salmonidae.